AUGUUUGUGUGUUUUGUGUUGCGGAAGCGGAUGAAAGCUCACUCAAGCACACCAAACAGUGCUGUGAAGGUGACCCCAAUGACCUCUUUCCCGGGCUGGACCAUGUUGUUGAAGGGAGUGUCCGGGGUACCCGGGGACCUCGCCCAGCUGUGGAGCUCCAACAACACGAUGAACCCUUCCAACCCAGCAGCAAGAACGCUGACGGACGACUUCAAGGGUUACUACAAACCAGACGUUGCAAAUGCCUGGGACCAGUGUCAGUUUGAGCAGGUCAAGGUCUCUGUAUUCAAAGAUGGACUAGAGGUGGGCAACAUUGUGUUUGACACACGCGGGGUGGACAAGAACUCAUGGUUCCAACCCAACCGUAUCGUGUCCAGUACGUGGAACGACAUCAAAACGGCGCCACCAGGAACCUUCACUAUUGCUAAGAGUCCUUUGACCGGACGGGAGUUCUCCGUGUCUCCGACCGCUGGUUGUGACGGCCAGGGCUGGCUCUUUGUGUCCACCACCAACUCCUGCAGCUUCGAGAGUAGCAAAGGUCCAGCUCCACGCUUCUUCUUCUCCCUGGGCCCAUCUGUCGCUGAUCUGGCCAAAGACAAACUUGGGGAGGCUGAUGUCCUUGCAAUCUUUGGGAAAGGUGGAAAUUGCAAUGGCGGCGUUCUUCCCCCAACCUCCCAGAAAACAAUUUUGACAGCCUGCACGUACAAGGGCCAGAGCUAUGGUCAAGGAGCUAAGUGGUCAGAUGGUUGUGACCUGGACUGCAGCUGUGUCAACGCAUCCACGGGAAGAUAUAUCUGUGCUGAAAAGUGCCCCACCUACCAGAACCUGUCUCCACAAUGUCAGCUGAAGAAUGUGUCUGGUGGAUGCUGUCUCGAGCCAGUCUGUGGUGGACUUGUGCUUCAGAAUAAAUGUUACUACAAGGGUUCCUCCUACAGUGAAGGAGCGCAGUGGUCGGACGGCUGUGACUUCGACUGCGUCUGCUUGAAUGCAACCACUGGAGAUUUCAAGUGCAAGAACAUCUGCCCCCCAUGGAACCUCCCGCCCGAGUGCACCCUGCAGGACCCAGCGCCAGGAAUGUGUUGCCAGACGCCCAAAUGUCCCUAUACCUGGGUUCCCCCACCUGGAUACGUACCGAGAUAGAAAGUCUUGACAUAUAUGGCAAUGGGCCUCGUUGAUCACAAAACUUGCUCGUUGCGGAUUAGUUGGAGUGGUAGUUUUUCAGAAAAAUCACAGGAAAGGUUGUAGAAAAACCUCAACAAAAGAUCAUUUGACAUUGUACGUAAAUACUCUUUUGUAACUUUGCAGCAUAGUUUUUUUGAGUGAAGUAAAUGUGAGGCAUCGUGGUGAAAUCAGGGGCUCGUCAAAAUUGCAAAAUUGGAGAAACAGGCAUUUCCCCACCAGUUUCAACGUUGAUGAAAAGUUCAAAAUAUGUAAUUUUUUCAGUUUUCAAGAACUCUUUAGCUAUUGAAGUUACUAAAAACUUUGGCGCCCAUUUUCUCACUAUUUUUACCUCUGAAACCAAGUGAACUUACCUCUUUCAAUCACAAAUAUUUUCACUUCUGCUCAAGAUAGACGUGUAUUUUUUCAUUAAAAGCAAGAUAAAUGAACAAGCUUUAAGGUGAUACAAUAACUCCUCAUGCACAAAAAUUGACGAGCGCCGGAUUCCACUGUGUUGUGACACAAAUGGUUAGUUUGUAAAAUGACUGGUGAUAGACAAUUAUACAAAGUGAGUCUUGCGAGAAGACUGACAACUGACAGAUUUUAGAAGUUAGCCCUUUUUUAAAUGACUUUAAUUGCUGAGGUUUUUUUUUAAAUUGUAGUUUUGCCGAAAGAAUUUAAUUUACUGAGAAAUAUAUGAUUAUUGUACUGUCUCUGUGAAAAGAUUAUUAUCCAGGGGGGGGGAGGGGGGGGGUUGAGGUUAGAGUAGUGUACUUGUGAUAUCUUUGUGGAAAAAAGAUUCAAAUUAUAUAUUGAUAUUGUUUGUUGCCAAGAUAGAUAAAGGAGGCUCAAAGAUAUAAUAUGUGUACUUUUCCUUUCUAUUUUAUGGUUCAAUGCGAUUCUGCAUGUAGUGACAAUACUUUUCUCUGUUAAUGCUUUGUUUCCUGAAGACAUGAGUAUUAGAUUGUUUUUUUAGUUUCAUCUUUUUUUGUUGGCCCUGUCCAAUGGCAUUUAACAUUAAAGGUUGUGCCUUUCUAUCAAAUA
This is a messenger RNA of Aplysia californica (California sea hare), 2202 nucleotides long. RefSeq lists its product as uncharacterized. Gene Ontology annotation, molecular function: protein binding. The record is from RefSeq and is a predicted model, not a curated record. The transcript has 10 exons. The coding region runs from base 1 to 1140 and encodes 379 amino acids. Lineage: Eukaryota; Metazoa; Mollusca; Gastropoda; Aplysiida; Aplysiidae.